UUGGACCACCAGGCUGGAAUAACUGGAAAAUUAGACACAAUCCAGCACUGGAAUCAUAUGCUGUUCUUAUGGAUAUUCAUUGUGAUAAUGACACAGAAUCACUUCUUUACUAAGAGAUUCAGAAGCAAUCAGAAAUGGUGACAGACACUCCUACAGACCUGUCUGAAACAGGACAAGAAGGUGGCACCCUUUUCCUCUUUUCAUCUAAUUCCUCUACUGCUGCCUCCUGCAACAUUGAUGAGUCCUACAAGUACAUCUUCCUUCCUAUCUGUUACUCCUUCACAUUUAUCUUUAGCAUCAGCCUCAAUUCUGUGGUGCUCUAUCGCUCUUUUCGCCGUACCAAGCACUGGAAUGUGUCCCUAAUUUAUAUGGUAAAUUUGGCUAGUACUGACUUUAUGUAUGGCCUCUCCCUGCCAUUCCUCGUGGCCAGUUAUAUCAUGCAUGAUAACUGGGUCUUUGGAGAUUUUAUGUGUCGCUUGGUGCGCUUCCUGUUCUACUUCAACCUAUAUUGUAGCAUUUUUUUCCUCACCUGCAUCUCUGUGCAUCGAUACCUGGGCAUCUGUCAUCCCAUGAGGACCAUCACUUUAGAGACCAAGAGGGCUGUGAAAGGCACUUGCAUUUUGGUAUGGCUUGCUGUCUUUGUGCUCACAUGCCCAAUUUUUCGAUUUGCGCAAACAGAGCAUCUUCCCCGUCGAAAGGACGGUGGAGCAUUAAUGGCACAUGAAGUGAAUGGUGACACACACAAGUCCAACACAAGUCCAAGCGCUGGAAUGUUCCAUAACUGCUGGGAUGAUGCGAUUGAUAAGGAGUUCCAGGACUAUGUUCCUUAUGGAAUAACCCUCCAUCUCUUGGGGUUCUUUGUGCCAUUUAGCAUUAUUGCCUGGUGCUACUCACAUGUGGUUAUGACUAUAUUUCGAACACUGCACUCCCAACCUCCUGCUACUGGACCAAAGACAAGACAAGGAAGCAAGGCAGGGACAGGAGGAGAAGGCAUGUCCAUUAUUCUCGGAGCUCAUUCACCUUACAUAAACAGGCGUCGGAAGUCCAUCAAAACCAUCAUAACCAUUACUCUCCUCUUUGCCCUUUGCUUCUUCCCCUUUCAUGUUACCCGCACUAUUUUUUUGGUACUGAAAGUGACCAGCAGGGUGCAGUGCCAUACGAUGCGGAUGGUCUCCAUUUGUUAUAAAAUUACUCGGCCACUAGCAUCCUUCAAUGCUUGGCUUAAUGCUUUGCUUUAUUUCCUCACCAAGGAAAAAAGUGGAACCUGCUGCAACAAACCACCACCUUCCCAACAUGGGCUCCUUUGGCCUUUACGGAUGCUGGGAAAAGGAGGGAAUGUGGAGGAAGUUGUGGAAGAAGUAGUGGAAGAAGCAGUGAUCCAUAAAAACAAUGACCUCAAGGCAGAAAACAAUAUAUUCACUGACUUACCUUGACAAAAAGUAUAAGAAAUAUGUACAUUGUUGAAUGUUAGUAAUAUGACUUG
Neoarius graeffei (lesser salmon catfish) is the source of this 1483-nucleotide messenger RNA. RefSeq names its product P2Y purinoceptor 3. The coding region runs from base 135 to 1433 and encodes 432 amino acids. NCBI's taxonomy places the organism in Eukaryota, Metazoa, Chordata, Actinopteri, Siluriformes, Ariidae. Gene Ontology annotation, biological process: G protein-coupled receptor signaling pathway. The transcript has a single exon. Gene Ontology annotation, cellular component: membrane. Gene Ontology annotation, molecular function: G protein-coupled receptor activity; oxysterol binding. The record is from RefSeq and is a predicted model, not a curated record.